CUAUCGGGUAGCAGCUGGGGUUUUGUCAAGACUGAGAUCACAAAUAAGGGUCUCCGUGUCAUGACUGAGACAACUUCUGGGAAUUGGGAAACGUCGGACCUUCAGCUUAGGAGCUACUUUCCUGUACAGUAUGUCGUUUCGGGAGAUCUGCGAUUCAAAUUCUGGACCAACUUCAUAAAUGGUGUAGACUGGAUGCAACAAACACUACACAUCAUAGGAGAUAAAACACUUUCACAAAUUUCAAUUCCUGGAAGCCAUGACUCCGGAAUGUCUGUCAACAGUGGAGGUACAUUCGCCGCGACCGAUGGCGUUGUCCAAACUCAAUCUUUAAAUAUCAUGCGGCAACUGGUAGAGGGGAUAAGAUAUUUCGAUAUUCGACCAGUGCUUGGCAAUGGGAAGUGGUAUUGCGGGCAUUACGGGGAUACUGGGAAUUCUACACUAGGCUGGCAGGGCAGAAAGGACAGACUCUGGAUAGCGUUGUGGAGCAGAUCAACAAGUUCUUUUCCGAACAUCAUGAACUCGUUAUUGUCAAUUUGUCACAUGGGUACGACACAGACAAUGGCUACACUCCUCUCACAGAGAAGCAUUGGGAUGACGUCUUCGACAUCUUUGUGAAAUUGCAGUAUCCAUUCAAGGCACCAAUAGUGGACAAACGUCCAAAACUCGAUACUAUAACAAUGAGCCAAUUCAUAGGACGUAUACGUUUUUUCAGCUUAAGG
Mollisia scopiformis is the source of this 719-nucleotide messenger RNA. Its product is annotated as PLC-like phosphodiesterase. Bases 61 to 615 code for a protein of 184 amino acids. Gene Ontology annotation, molecular function: phosphoric diester hydrolase activity. Gene Ontology annotation, biological process: lipid metabolic process. The transcript has 2 exons. NCBI's taxonomy places the organism in Eukaryota, Fungi, Ascomycota, Leotiomycetes, Helotiales, Mollisiaceae. The record is from RefSeq and is a predicted model, not a curated record.